AUGCAGGACGCUCAGGCGCCAGUGGUGUCGCUGGCCUGCGCCUGUGCUGCUGCAGUCCUCUCCCGGCCCCUUUCAGCUGCUCAAAGGGCGGUGCUGGAUGACAAGGCGUUUGGGGCGGCCUGCUCCCUCAGGGUGGCCCUUGCGGUGGAUGGAGGCCGGGGGCAGGGUCUUGCAUUCGUUAGCAGCGAAUUGCGGGGCGCUCAGGACCCCCCCACCUUUUGGGCCACCCCCUCCGAGCGUAGCCUCGUGGGAGGCACGCUUCGGACGGGCCGAACGGGCGCGCUGGAGGGCCCAGCAAUACACCGCCUGGCCGAUCUGAGCCACCUGAACGCAGCAGAAGGCGCCACCUCCUUCCUGUGCAUCCCCAUCCCCGCCCCCGGCGCACCGGCGGCAGCGUGCGCCUCCGCUGCCCUGCUGCUGGCCUACACCUCCACAGCUGCGGCCCCCCAAGAGGAGCUGCGGUUGGCGCUGCUGCUGGCGGCGCAGCUGUCGCGGCGACAUGGAGGGGCACUGCAGGAGCAUGCUGCACGCCUGGAGAGCACUUUCCACCCCACAGAACACUCGCCGUGGGGCCCCGGAAUCGAUGCUCAAUACCCUGAGCUGAGCAGCAGUGCUGACAGCAGCGACGACGAGGACAGCAGCGGCACGGGCGGCGACGAGCACAGCCAUGCCAGCAGCGGCAGCAGCGCUUCCGCUGGCAGUCCCGCCAGCUUGCUCGGCCUCUCACAUCGUGGCGGCAGCAGUAGCGGGGCUGCCAGUUGGGCUAUGAGCGCCAAGACGCUGCGAUUUUCAGACCUGCGUAUGGAGCGCCGCUUCCAGCAUUGGCGCAACGCGCGGCUGGCGCGGGUGGACAUGACGGCACUGCUGUCGCUGCUUGUGUACCAUGGCGCGUGUUGCCUCCUGCCGCCCUUCACUGACUGCCACCCCGGCUGGCUGGCCUCCAGCCUGCUCCCCGCCCUGGCCGUGCUGGCUCCGCUGCUGCUCCUGCUGCUCAACCCAUCCAAGCACUGGUACAGCCGGCACAGGGAUCAGCUGCUCAUCUGCACCUACCUGCUGCUGGCCUGCCACCAUGCCCUUGACCUGGCGGCGCAGCUGGACCAGGCGCCAGAGGGCAUGUGGCGCGUGGUGGUGCUGCGCGUGGAAGCCCUUUGGUGCCUGGUGUUGGGAAUUGUUCUACAGGUGCAGUUUGUGGGCCAGUGCCUGAUGGUGGUGGGCAGCCUGCUGCUCAAGGCGCUGGUGCAGCCAGGAUGCGUGCAGCUGCUGGGUGCAGCGGCGCAGACCUGCUCGCUGGUGGGCCCAGGAGCAGCAGCAGCAGCAAGCGGCUGCUUUUUGGGCGAUUCCGGCAGGUCGUUGCUGCUCAAGGUAGCCAUCCCCUGUGGGCUGGCAUACCACAUUGAGCUGUCGGCCCGCCGCACCUUCUGCCGCAUCUUGGCGGGCACAUCGCACCAGUGACUCUCCACAGCCCUGUGCGCCCGAGCACGGAGCCAGUGAGUAUAUAGCGUGUUUUUAACGAUACUGCCCGUGCCCCUGCUCCAACCGUCGAGCUGCGCACAGCAAACCUGGGCACGCAAUACAUGACCGGAUUGACUUCAAGGUCCUCGUGUUCCUGCUUUCAUCAUUUUUUAAAAAGUCAACCCUCUACGAAUAACUUGCUCCCACUCAAGCCCAUCUUGUUAAACCUAGAUCUUGUAUUACUCCUUGCUAUGCGUUGCUCUCUCCUUCUUCUGUUCUUCAUGCAAAUCAGCGACCGUGCACUGCUUUGCACUGCACGGCCGACCAACAUGCCACCUCUGUCUACAUGCAUGUUGUUCAACGGUUCAAAACGCAGCCCAAGAUCCGAUGUAAGCAGCCUCGUU
Chlorella variabilis is the source of this 1856-nucleotide messenger RNA. Its product is annotated as expressed protein. The coding region runs from base 1 to 1452 and encodes 483 amino acids. The transcript has 9 exons. Lineage: Eukaryota; Viridiplantae; Chlorophyta; Trebouxiophyceae; Chlorellales; Chlorellaceae. The record is from RefSeq and is a predicted model, not a curated record.